Messenger RNA from Pelodiscus sinensis (Chinese soft-shelled turtle), 1840 nucleotides. RefSeq lists its product as uncharacterized. NCBI's taxonomy places the organism in Eukaryota, Metazoa, Chordata, Testudines, Trionychidae. Gene Ontology annotation, molecular function: transmembrane signaling receptor activity. Gene Ontology annotation, cellular component: plasma membrane. The record is from RefSeq and is a predicted model, not a curated record.
GACCUGGUACUUGGGGAGCUCAGAGGAUCAGUGACAAUACAUUGCCAAUCUGAAAACAUCACAGAUAGUGGAAGGAAAUACUGGUGCAAACUGGGAAAAACUGGCUGUACUGUCAUAGCGGACUCUACUGGUUACGUGGGCAGGAAUUACGAGGGAAGGAUCUCUAUAACCUCUGAAGAAAGCUCUGGCACGUUCAAAAUCUUGAUAAACAGACUAAAGAUGGAGGACUCUGGACUGUAUAAGUGUGGGGUAGCCAUGCUUGGGCACCCUGGAAAUGCAAGAACCAUCGAUCUGCAAGUGACUAAAGAGUCAACCAUUCCUGGAGCACUCAAGUUCCUGAGUGGAGCAGAAGGAGGCUGGGUGUCUGCCAAGUGCCACUACAAUCCACAAAGGAAUUAUGAGAUAAAAUACUGGUGCAGGUGGACGGAAGUUGGGUGUUCCCUUAUGGUUGAUACCAGUGGAUUCAUAAAGGAGGCACAUCAAGGAAGAAUUCAGAUCAUCAGCGACAACCAGGAAAAUGGGACUUUCACGGUGGUGAUGAGCCAACUGGAAGAAGUGGAUGCAGGAUGGUACUGGUGCGGAGCUAAAGAUGGAGAGACAGAGCAAACCUCCUCCAUGAAGUUACACAUUCAAAAAAGGCCGAGAACAUUUGCAUCUGGGCGCACAGUAUCACCACCAUCUGGGCCGAUAACAUCUGCAUCUGGGCGCACAGGAUUUCCACCAUCUGGGCUGGUAACAUCUGCAUCUGGGCACACAGCAUCACCACCAUCUAGGCCAGUAACAUCUGCAUCUGAUCGCACAGCAUCACCACCAUCUGGGCCGGUAACAUCUGCAUCUGGGCACACAGCAUCACCAACAUCUGGGCGCGUAGCAUCACCAACAUCUGGGCCAGUAACAUCUGCAUCUGGGUGCACAGCAUCACCAACAUCUGGGCCAGUAACAUCUGCAUCUGGGCGCAUAGCAUCACCAACAUCUGGGCCAGUAACAUCUGCAUCUGGGAGCACAGCAUCACCAACAUCUGGGACGGUAACAUCUGCAUCUGGGAGCACAGCAUCACCAACAUCUGCUAUCUCCAGAAUCCCCAAUCAUGUCAGUGUCAUAGAUCAGACAUAUCCCAUGAGCACAGUCACAGAGGGAAUAUUGGAAAAAACGUCGGAUGCCAAAUUUGCAACCGUUAGCAAUGCAGUCCAUGUCAGCUCAUCAACCAGUGAACUGCAAUUUCUUCCAAUUGUGAUGACAGUCCUUGUGCUGCUGUUUCUUGUCCUUGUUAUUAUUCUUAUCUUUAUUAAAGUAAAGCGUCAAAAGAAGAAGGAGCUGAACAGACGUUCUAUUAAAAACCUUGAAGCAACAGUAAACUUGACUGAUUUAAAGUUCUUAGACGAGCAAAUGCUGGAGGAAAACAUGGAUCUAGCAAAGCCAUAUAAACCUAAGAUGGGCGAUGACAAAGAGCAUUCUUCACCACUUAUGAAAGAUCCGGGUGGCCUAGAUGAAAACCUCUCAGUUUUUCUAAGAAGAUAAACAGUUGGGGAUCUGUCCGAAUAUUAGUGGCCUUGGGGAUUCCAUGGAAAAUGUUGUUCCCCCAAUUACAUCUGCCCACCACCCACAGUGAAGUACCAAUUGCUGAAGUCUCAAGGGAACUCAGGGUGUGCACAAGCUAAGAUAGACACCGCUAUAAAUUGCAUAUUGCACAGCUGAACUCUUAGCUUAUUCCCAUCUUCAAAAGGGAUGUAUUUCAUGUCAUAGGUAGUGAUCGUGCAGAAGAACUACAGAUUGCACAGUUAGUUGCACUGUUUGCUAAACCAAGAAUAAAAUGUCUAUCUUACAGCCAAGAUAUUUCUAU